AUGUCAUCUCACUCGCGUUCAAGCUCCGUCCAGACGCACUCCAGUUCAGGCGCCGGCUCGGAUCGAAUGUUCUUCAGAGUAGACUCAAGCCAAGCUUCUACCAGAUCAGGCUCAAGUCGUUCGUCGGUGAGCUCAAAUCCGAGUCGAGUAUUCUCUAACCCAGGCUCGAGCCGUUCGUCAGUGAGCUCAUACUCAAGCCGCACAUCUGGCAGCUCGGUCUCAAGUCAAGAGUCUUAUGGCUCAAACUCAAGCGGAAGGUCAUCCAAUUCAGGCUCGAUCCAAUCAACGGAUGACGGAUUAGAACCUCUCAUGAAUGGCUGGUCUGGACCGCGGUUUAAGCAACGUUCACGCGUAAAAGCAUAUGCUGAUAUGAUGAGUGAUCAAAUGGAAAGGACGGCUAAGGCAGAGAGAAAAAUUCAGUCGGAGAUGAGGAAGAAGGCAGGUUAUUACAUUGAGGAUCCUAAGGCAUAA
Messenger RNA from Botrytis deweyae, 471 nucleotides. RefSeq lists its product as uncharacterized. The transcript has a single exon. The coding region runs from base 1 to 471 and encodes 156 amino acids. The record is from RefSeq and is a predicted model, not a curated record. Lineage: Eukaryota; Fungi; Ascomycota; Leotiomycetes; Helotiales; Sclerotiniaceae.